Messenger RNA from Nycticebus coucang (slow loris), 3762 nucleotides. It is a transcript of the gene RELA, whose product is annotated as RELA proto-oncogene, NF-kB subunit. The record is from RefSeq and is a predicted model, not a curated record. Gene Ontology annotation, molecular function: RNA polymerase II cis-regulatory region sequence-specific DNA binding; DNA-binding transcription factor activity, RNA polymerase II-specific. Gene Ontology annotation, cellular component: cytoplasm. Bases 1332 to 2984 code for a protein of 550 amino acids. Lineage: Eukaryota; Metazoa; Chordata; Mammalia; Primates; Lorisidae. The transcript has 11 exons. Gene Ontology annotation, biological process: inflammatory response; canonical NF-kappaB signal transduction; cellular response to stress.
GGACCUGAGUUGCCAGUCUGCCUUUGCAAAGAAAGUAAACUCAUUAGUGGGAGGGAUGGUAACUUUAUUUUCACUUUUCUCUUCCUGUUUUCUUCAGACUCUGGGAAAGCAACUCAGAAUUUCCAAUCUUUUCCAAUUCCCACGUGACUUCCUAAUUUAGAACGAAUUCAAAGAAAAUCAAAAGUCUUUCUCCAUUUGGAGAAGACUCCGCCGCCUGCAGUGGAACAUCCUCAUUUUGGGAUUGAGCCGGCCUCGGACGGGGGAGCUCCAGCCCCAGUCCCCAAACCCAACUCAAAAAGACUCCUCGUGUGACGUUGGGGGGGGUCACACGACAGUUUAAUUACUGGAAAUGCUUCGGCUUUGCAAGGCUGGAACUUAGCGGGAGGCCUAGGGAAGACGCCGGGUGGGGCGAGGAGAAAGUGACCCUGCCAGUUCAAGAAACCUUUGGGGGUCCCGCACCUUCUGAGGUACAAGUGCCUGGCUGCGUAGACGAGGCUCUGGGGUUUACCCCGGAGGCCCUCGGCACCCAUUGCCGCCGAGGCCCGACAGUUUGGCUGCAUCGUAAGCUGAGAGAUGAUGAGCCCUCGGCCAGCUCGCCGGGGAGUGGGAGGAGCGGACGCGACCCUGGACCUCGGUUGUCCAGUCGAUGCAGCAGACUUCUUAGAAUUCCUCGAUCCAAGCACCAGUCUGGAGGGAGGUCUGGCCUCACCCCUUUUCCCCAGCUGCAUUUAGACUGGGGCAGAUAGAGAAUUAAGUAGCAACCACCAAAAAGCACCUUUAGCGAUUUGGCAGCCUGUGUGAAGCUCAGCCAUCCGGCUUUUACUAGAGCAGCACACCGGGGCCUUUCCCUCCGCAGGGCAGGCAGCUGCAGUUGGCCGCCCUGGCUUUGCUCCAGAUUCGGCCCUGGGUGACAUCACCAAACUCCGCUGAUCAGUGGGUGGGAGCCCCGAAAUCCCCUAAAAACAGAGUGAGUAAUCGGCGGGCCCGCCCUCCAGGCGGGGCCGGGACCAGGUUCUAGCCGCGUCGCCCGCUGCGCCAGCCCCAGGAACAGCCUCGGAGAGGGUGGCCGGUUCGUCUCCGGGUCGGCGCGCGCUUAUUCCCGACCCGCGGCGGCAGCAGCGCGCGCGGCCUAUUAGUAGUGGGCUAUGCAGACACUUGCUCUCGGCCCCCGCGCAGGGCGGGGGUGAUGCAGCGCGCAGGCGCGGCCGGAUUCCGGGCAGUGACGCGGCGGCGGGCGCGCGCGGCGCAUUUCCGCCUCUGGCAAAUGGCUGGUCUGUAGCGCACGCCGCGGGCCCAGCUACGACCCCGGCCCCGCCCCCGGGACCCCGGCCAUGGAAGACCUGUUCCCUCUCAUCUUCCCCUCAGAGCCAGCCCAGGCUUCUGGCCCCUAUGUGGAGAUCAUUGAGCAGCCCAAGCAGCGGGGCAUGCGCUUCCGCUACAAGUGUGAGGGCCGCUCAGCAGGCAGUAUCCCAGGCGAGAGAAGCACGGAUACCACCAAGACCCACCCCACCAUCAAGAUCAAUGGCUACACAGGACCAGGGACAGUUCGCAUCUCUCUGGUCACCAAGGAUCCCCCUCACCGACCCCAUCCCCAUGAGCUUGUGGGGAAGGACUGCCGGGAUGGCUUCUAUGAGGCUGAUCUCUGUCCUGACCGCUGCAUUCACAGUUUUCAGAACCUGGGGAUCCAGUGUGUGAAGAAGCGGGACCUAGAACAGGCCAUCAGCCAGCGCAUCCAGACCAACAACAACCCCUUCCAAGUUCCUAUAGAAGAGCAGCGUGGGGACUAUGACCUGAACGCUGUGCGGCUCUGCUUCCAGGUGACAGUGCGGGAUCCAUCAGGCAGGCCUCUCCGCCUGCCUCCUGUCCUCUCUCAUCCCAUCUUUGACAACCGUGCCCCCAAUACUGCUGAGCUCAAGAUCUGCCGAGUGAACCGAAACUCUGGGAGCUGCCUUGGUGGGGAUGAGAUCUUCCUGCUGUGUGACAAGGUGCAGAAAGAGGACAUUGAGGUAUAUUUCACGGGACCAGGCUGGGAGGCCCGUGGCUCCUUUUCACAAGCUGAUGUACACCGACAAGUGGCCAUUGUGUUCCGGACCCCUCCCUAUGCGGACCCCAGCCUGCAGGCUCCCGUGCGUGUUUCCAUGCAGCUGCGGCGGCCUUCUGAUAGGGAGCUCAGCGAGCCCAUGGAAUUCCAGUAUCUGCCAGACACAGAUGACCGUCACCGGAUUGAGGAGAAACGCAAAAGGACAUACGAGACAUUCAAGAGCAUCAUGAAGAAGAGUCCUUUUAGUGGACCCACUGACCCCCGGCCCCCACCCCGGCGCAUUGCUGUGCCUUCCCGCAGCACAACUUCUGUCCCUAAGCCAGCCUCCCAACCCUAUCCUUUCACACCAUCCCUCAGUACCAUCAACUUUGAUGAAUUUCCUCCCAUGGUAUUUCCUUCUGGGCAGAUUGCAAGCCAGGCCUCAGCCUUGGCACCAGCCCCUACCCCAGUUCUGGCCCAGGUCCCAGCCCCUGCCCCAGCCAUUGUCUCAGCUCUGGCUCAGGCCCAGGCCCCUGUCCCAGUCCUAGCCCCAGGCCCUCAGGCUAUCGCCCCACCUGCCCCAAAGCCCACCCAGGCUGGGGAAGGAACACUGACGGAGGCCCUGCUACAGCUGCAGUUUGAUGCUGAUGAAGACCUGGGGGCACUGCUUGGCAACAGCACAGACCCAGCUGUGUUCACGGACCUGGCAUCCGUCGACAACUCUGAGUUUCAGCAACUGCUAAACCAGGGUGUUUCUAUGGCCCCCCACACAGCUGAGCCCAUGCUGAUGGAGUACCCUGAAUCUAUAACUCGCCUGGUAACAGGAUCCCAGAGGCCCCCUGACCCAACUCCCAUCCCACUGGGGACCUCAGGGCUCCCCAACGGCCUCCUAUCAGGGGAUGAAGACUUCUCCUCCAUUGCGGACAUGGACUUCUCAGCCCUUCUGAGUCAGAUCAGUUCCUAAGGGAGUGACUUCCGCCCUGCCCAAAAGCACUGGUUUGUAGGGAAUUGAGAUCCUCCCAAAGCACUUACGGAUUCUUGGAGGUAGGGGAGUGCUCUGGCUGCCCCUAACUUCUUUGGUGAUGUCUUCCUUGGGGGGCUCGCAUUUUAUUCUUUUAUUGGCAGUAACUCUAUCUCUCUUUUUGGAGGUGCUUAAGCAGAAGCAUUAACUUCUCUGGAAAGGGGGGAAUUGGGAGGAUUCAAAUUCUUUCUUCCCCUAUCCUGAUGGUCAGCUCCCUUCUCUGUACAGGGAACUCUGGGGGGCCCCAUCCCUAUCCUUCAGCUUCUGGUACUCUCCUAGAGAGAGGAGCAGGCUGGAGCUAUGGCCUUUGAUGCUACAAAACCUUUUUAUCAAGUGUCUUUCACAUCAAGGAUUCGUUACACCGUGAUCUGAAAUAGUACCCAUUACCAGCCUCUCUGACACUGGCAUUGUCCCUGUGCCUAACACCAGCAUUUAAGGAGCUAGCCUUCCUGCCCUGCAGAAGUCUCUGCCAGCUUUUUCUUUGCUCAAACUGUGUCUGAAGGGAACUGGUGAGACAGUUGGCUCUCUCUAGGAUCCAGAGGUUAGGUCUGAGACUUCCUUGCUCUCCCUUUUCUCAAGUGCCUUAAUAGUCGGAUGAGUGGUUUGGAGAGUGGGGGAGGGCAGGCUGGCAGCUCUCCAAUCAGGAGGCAGUUUUUACUGAAAAAUCAAAGCACUUGGAUUCUUGCUCUUUCUACUCUGAAUAAAUUUGUUGCCAAGCUGC